GCCGAAGGGUCAGGCGGGCCUUGGAGGAGAGAUGCCCGGCAAACAGUCUGAGGAAGGGCCGGUGGAGGCAGGGGCUUCGGAGGAUAGCGAGGAGGAGGGUCUGGGCGGCCUGACGUUAGAGGAGCUCCAGCAGGGCCAGGAGGCUGCCCGGGCGCUGGAGGACAUGAUGACGCUGAGUGCUCAGACCCUGGUCCGAGCCGAGGUGGACGAGCUCUACGAGGAAGUCCGUCCCCUGGGCCAGGGCCGCUAUGGCCGCGUCCUUCUAGUCACCCAUCGUCAGAAAGGCACACCCCUGGCACUGAAGCAGCUCCCGAAACCCCGCACGUCCCUCCGCGGCUUCCUGUACGAGUUCUGUGUGGGGCUCUCGCUCGGCGUGCACUCAGCCAUCGUGACAGCCUACGGCAUUGGCAUCGAGUCAGCACAAUCCUACAGCUUCCUGACGGAGCCCGUCCUGCACGGGGACCUCAUGGCCUUCAUCCAGCCCAAGGUGGGCCUCCCACAGCCGGCAGUGCACCGCUGCGCCGCCCAGCUGGCCUCGGCCCUGGAGCACAUCCACGCCCGCGGCCUGGUGUACCGCGACCUGAAGCCGGAGAACGUCCUGGUGUGCGACCCGGACUGCAGGCACUUCAAGCUGACCGACUUCGGCCACACGAGGCCUCGCGGGACCCUGCUGCGCCUGGCCGGGCCGCCCAUCCCCUACACGGCCCCCGAGCUCUGCGCGCCCCCGCCCCUCCCCGAGGGCCUGCCCAUUCAGCCCGCCCUGGACGCCUGGGCGCUGGGUGUCCUGGUCUUCUGCCUCCUCACGGGCUACUUCCCCUGGGACCAGCCCCUGGCCGAGGCCGACCCCUUCUAUGAGGACUUCCUCAUCUGGCAGGCGUCGGGCCAGCCCCAGGACCGUCCUCAGCCCUGGUUCGGCCUGGCCCCCGCGGCCGACGCGCUUCUGUGGGGGCUGCUGGACCCUCACCCCCGAAGGAGGAGCGCUGUGAGCUCCAUCAGGGAGCACCUGGGGUGCCCCUGGAGGCAGCGGGAGGGUGAGGCUGAAGAAGUGGGAGCGGUGGAAGAGGAGGCUGGGCAGUGA
This is a messenger RNA of Piliocolobus tephrosceles (Ugandan red Colobus), 1078 nucleotides long. RefSeq names its product SH3 domain binding kinase family member 2 (gene SBK2). The record is from RefSeq and is a predicted model, not a curated record. Gene Ontology annotation, biological process: protein phosphorylation. The transcript is spliced from 4 exons. NCBI's taxonomy places the organism in Eukaryota, Metazoa, Chordata, Mammalia, Primates, Cercopithecidae. Bases 32 to 1078 code for a protein of 348 amino acids. Gene Ontology annotation, molecular function: ATP binding; protein serine/threonine kinase activity.